UCUAUAUAAAAAGAAAAUUGAAAACGAAGUUUAUAAGCACCGAGGUCUUUCUAAACGUAAAAGCUAACACAAUGUUUCGACUGACUGUACUGGCAUCUCUUCUUGUCCUGGUCACACCCAGAUACCCUCAGCCUUGUGAGAGAGAGCUCGACUGUCCAAAGUAUAGAGUCAUAGAAAGAUAUAAUGGAUAUGAGCUGAGGAGGUACGAGCCGUCGCUGUGGGUCGGGACACGGAAUGUGAUGUCCUCUUCCCGGAGAGACUCGGCUUUCUCUAAGUUGUUCUCCUAUAUUUCCGGGAACAAUGAAAGAGGGUUGAAGAUUCCAAUGACUGCUCCCGUGCUCAGUACAUAUACCCCUGAGAGAGGGAUGUAUAAUAACCAAUGGACCAUGAAGGAAAUGUUGUUUAUGGUCCCCCAUAACAUGAAGCGAUACGCCCCUCAACCAAACGACCCCACAGUUUACCUCAAGAUGCUUCCUCAAAUGGACGUCUACGUUAAAUCUUAUGGUGGAUACUCGAAUUACAGAACAAAGCUUGCUAAAGUCAGAGAACUGAAGAGUGACAUUAAUAACAGAUAUUUAUAUGAUAACAAUGCCUUCCUCUCUGCUGGGUACAAUGGUCCUUCAGAACCCUACAACAUGAGGCACAACGAAGUAUGGCUGGUAGCCAGGCGUUGAUAUGCAACGUUAUAUCAAACUGUCACAGAUCUGUAAUCCAUGCAGUGUGAAACAGGACUGUAGCUGAAUAAAGAAAAUGGCAAUGAUGAUUACUUGAUUAAUUGAUAAAAUAAAGAUAUAUUGUACUGUA
Messenger RNA from Saccostrea cuccullata (small rock oyster), 804 nucleotides. Its product is annotated as heme-binding protein 2-like. The coding region runs from base 72 to 674 and encodes 200 amino acids. The transcript has 5 exons. Lineage: Eukaryota; Metazoa; Mollusca; Bivalvia; Ostreida; Ostreidae. The record is from RefSeq and is a predicted model, not a curated record.